This is a messenger RNA of Thermothelomyces thermophilus ATCC 42464, 1714 nucleotides long. RefSeq lists its product as uncharacterized. Gene Ontology annotation, cellular component: nucleus. The record is from RefSeq and is a predicted model, not a curated record. The coding region runs from base 199 to 1494 and encodes 431 amino acids. Gene Ontology annotation, biological process: poly(A)+ mRNA export from nucleus. The transcript is spliced from 3 exons. NCBI's taxonomy places the organism in Eukaryota, Fungi, Ascomycota, Sordariomycetes, Sordariales, Chaetomiaceae.
GCCAUUUCUCAACCUCGAAAAAAGAACCACUCACCAAUUUCUUGACAACGUACGCCCAUCGAAAAGGCAGUCAUCGCGGAUCAGUUAUAGCUCGCAGUGACCUCACUAUUCCUUCCCAGGACGUCACACGUUAAGUCGCCGGUCCAAUCAGUUACCAAUUUCGGUCUGAGCGAUUCGCGACGAGAACCAGUUACAGCCAUGUCCGCAGCCAACUCACCGGCUGGCUCGCGAGCCGGGUCAGCUGAACCGACUCAUCACGAUGAGCGCCCUGAUGGGGCUGCUGAUGUUCACGAUGGAGAUGCCGGGAAUGCCUCCGACAAGGAUUCCGACCUGCUAUCCGAAAUCGACGAAGACCAGUUCGAGGACUACGAUCCAGCCCUCGAAGAGAGGCCCGUUGAGAUUGAUGAAAAUGUUGCAAUGACUUUGAAGGCGGCCAAGCGCAAACGGACGGAUGGCGAAACAGUGAGAAAGCCGAAGGAGGGGCGCAGACCAAAGAAGAGGUCAAGGGCGGUUGAAGACGACGUUGGUGAUGGGGAGGAGGGUGAACGCCGGCCGCGGAAAGCACGCGCUACCGGCGAGCGACGGACUGCGGGGAUGGAGGAGGAAGAGGAGGAAGUCAACGAGGAGAAUCUCACGCCCGAGGAGCGGCGUCGCCGGGCGAUUCAGCGGGCCAUGGAUAACGCCCUAAAGAACCCAACGAAGCGCAGGCGGAAGAAGGAUGAUAUCGACCUUGAGGAGGAAAUCGACGACCAAAUCGCGAACCUCAAAGUGGCGAUGGAGAAGGCUUGCGAAGCGGAUAACGAAGCCCGUGACAAGGGCAUGGCUGCCACGCAUAAGCUGAAGCUGCUCCCUCAAGUCACUGCCAUGCUCAACCGAACCGCGAUUCAAGACUCGGUCCUCGAUCCCGAGACCAACUUCCUACAAUCGGUCAAGUUCUUCCUGGAGCCCCUGAACGACGGCAGCCUUCCAGCCUACAACAUCCAGCGCGACAUCUUUAACGCUCUCGCGAAGCUACCGAUCAACAAAGAGGUUCUCCUGAGCAGCGGCAUUGGAAAGGUUGUCUAUUUCUAUACCCGCAGCAAGCGACCCGAACCAAGCAUCAAGCGGAUAGCGGAACGCCUGGUCGGCGAGUGGAGCCGUCCGAUUUUGAAGCGGACAGAUGACUACAAGAAGCGCCAAAUCGAGACUCGCGAUUUUGACAUCAACGCGGCAAGACUUGCCCGGCGCCAAGAGGCCGCCGCCGCCGGCUCGCAAAUAACACUUACCCAACGGCCUGCAGGCAAGACGCGGUUCGAGCUGGAGCGCGAACGCCUCCUCGCCCCCGAAGUCAAGAAGAACCGUGCGCAACCCCCCGGCUUGCCGGCUAGCUACACCAUCGCCCCGCGGAGCACGUUUGACCCGUCGCGAGCCGCAGCGGAGUUCCGUCCCAUGGGGUCUGCAGGACUGGAGGCGUUCAGAAAGAUGACCCAGAAAGGAAAGGGUGGGAGACGCUAGUUGCUCGAGGAAAAACCGUGAACACAAGCUUAGUUGGAGGUCGAGUUCAUCGCUCUUACGAAAGGAGGCUAGGCCAGCUUCGGCGGCCUGCUUCCUCCCUACAGGCAUCUGAGGGCUUUGGAUUGCUGAUUGGGUGGUUGGAGCACGCAACUUAUAGGACACGGCGCGGGAUUCACGGAUCGACUCAUAUGUAAAGGUUUGAGCUGCUGGGUAAUGGGAA